AAUGACAGGUGUUCGUGAUGUAUCGUGGGUAAUUUUUAAUAAUAAAGGGCUGUUGAUGAUUUGGAAAUAUAACAAUUGAAUAGUCUUUUGUGUUUAAGAUAUACAGGAAUGCAUGUCAGCUCUCUGACUGUAGAGAAAGUAAACAGCCUGCCAACAAUAUAGAAUAAAUCAAGAACUUAAAAGGAUACAUUGCAAAAGUAUAGAAGACUAUCACAACACAACAAUGAUUCACGAUGCAGGCGACUUCUACUCUAUCUUGCCCACGACAAUCAGACCUCGCAGAAUACAGCCAGGAAAGAAGACGAUUCUGGUCUCAGUUCUGCUCUCCUUCAUGCUCUUGAUGUCACAGCUGCUGCGAGCUCUGCAGCUGGAUCAGCCUCCCAGGCUUUCAAAUGUUCACAUUAUGAAUUCACUAACAAGCCUGAAUGAAGAGGUUGAAGUUCCAACAUGCAUCAACACAGAGCUGGGUUCAGAGGACCAUCAUCACGGCUCUAACCCUCAGGCUUGCCACCAUCUACCUGCUCCGAGGGGCCUCUGCUCUCUCACUCAAGCUUUGUUCUUCAGUAAUAAGCCUCAGAGCUGUAAAGAACAAUCCAGUAUAACAUUUUGUAGAUUGGUUGAAGAUCAAAUAUUAUGCCAGUCACCUCUGCAGUGUAAAGAUCUAAGACAUUACAUUGGCACAUUUAAUGAAGAGGAAGCAGACACAACAUGGAAGUCAGUCAGCAUCAAUGAAUUGCAAAAUGCUGUUAUAUCUGAGAUACAAAAAGAGAAUUAUUUUGGCUACAUGUUCAUCAAGUGCUCCAACAGCUCAGGAGCCCUUGAAGAUUUCGGACAGCCACAGUAUGAUGAGGCUUACGCAGAUCAGAACUUUGAUUCCUACACGCAGCUCUUUGUGCAUCCAAAGAAGAUCCAUGAAAGUCAGGAAAAACCUAAGAUAGAUAAGAGAAAUAUCAAUAUAAAUCUAGUCAUGAUAGACUCUCUGUCGCGUACCCAUUUCUACCGUUCUUUACCAAAGACUGUGCGGUUUCUGGAUGACCUCUAUGAUGAGUUACAUUCGAAGGUUUUAGAUUUCCACUACUUCCAAGCUGUGAAGCAAAGAACUUAUGAAAGCCUGCAGGCCUUGUUCUCUGGUUAUGUUAAUAUGACAGAGGUUCCUUUUGGAACAUAUGAUGUGCCAAAGAAGCCUUUGCCUGUCUCAGAAUUAUUUGGAAAGUACAAGAUGAGAGGUUUCAAGACACUUUGGCUUGAGGAUUUAUGCUGGAGCUGGGAAUGGGGUUUGGUGAAGGACUUAAAAGUAAUGAAUGACAGUCUCUCUGGUGUGUCACUAUGGAAGGAGUUCAAACGAGCCUUAUCAGUUGCCAACAUCGACAGUGUAGACAUGACCCUUGCAAGUUGUGAAAUCCUGCAAGCCAAUGGAAAGAAGGAUCCAUUUCAUGGAUUGCCUGCAGUAUGCUACAAUAGCAGACAUCAUCAUGAAUAUAUUUUAGAAUAUUUAGAACUGUACCAGAGAGCUGCUCUGAAAGCUGGACAAUCUUUUCUGACGUUUACUUCGUCAAGUGUGUCACAUGAUGCUUCUGGGAUACGUGUCCAGACUAUCGAUGAACCUCUUGUCAAAUAUUUGAAAUUUGCCUCUAAAAUGAAAAACACAAUAACAAUUUUGUUUGCCGAUCAUGGAAAUACUUACGGAAACUUUAUCAAAUCCAGCCCAGAGGCACAUGUGGAGACCUUCAAUCCAGCCUUGUUUAUGAUAAUUCCUCAAGAUGUACAAGAUCAAUUGGGAGAUGUCCAAAUGAGAAUUCUAAGAGAUAAUCAGAGACGUUUGAUUAGUGCCAUUGAUAUCCAUUACAUGCUCCUGGGACUAAUUAAUGAGAAAAGUACAGUUCCAGACAAAAAAUUUGUUGACAAAUAUGUUACUCCUAUGGGUUUGCUUAGCAGCAUUUCAGUUACAAAGAACUGCUUAGAUGUUCCCCUUUUGCAGCCCAAUCUGUGCAUUUGUAGGAAUUUUGAAGUAUCGGUAGAGCCCUCACACCUGCACUUGGCUCUUGCAGAUUUUGGACUUGGGGUGUUGAACAAUCUUAUACUUUCCCAACACAAAGAAGGUGGAGGUACUGGGUUUGGGAACUGUAGGCCUCUCAAACCUGUUCGACUGAGGAAAGUAUUAGAAUCUAGGGUCAGAGCUGAUUUAGUUCGAUAUAAACUUGAUGUUAUUGUUCAGGGGUUAGGGGAAGGAAAGGAGAUUGAUCAGGAGAUCUUUUUCUUAACAAUUGAGGUUGGACCUGGUGAACCAGCACUGCGCCUUGUGGCGUAUGAAAGAAUGACUCUCUAUGGCAUAUACAGCAAGUGUCAAGACAAAAAUGUUGAGUUGAAAAUGUGUAUUUGCAAUCAUUCUAGUUCACGUGGAAGUGAGGUUAGCCUCCUGAGUUCCUUGCUCUUUGGUAAUUUCAUCCCAGAAUUUUCUUUUCUGAAGAAGGACAUGAAGGACUCUGCAGAUCUUCAGGUCAUUGAAUUCCUAACUAGCCCGGUAUUUGGCAUAACCCCCAGAAUAGGGAUAGUGUUCCCAAGUGACAAUCCUUGUUUGUUCACUGUCAUUCACAACUAUAAUUCUGGUUUUGUACUUAUUUCUGUAAAUCUCUGCUCUUCUAUGCACAAAAUUGAAGUUGAAGUAAAUGCUGACAACUUGUACCUCUCAGGAGACCGUCACUUGAGUGUCUUGCUUCAUCCAAACGAUAUAAAGUUCAUAACAGCAGGCACAGUUGCCAAUGCUAAAAAUGAAUGGCAGUGGACACACAGUGUUAGAGUGUUCUGAGAAUCAAGUAUUUUCUAUUUAUUGAGAGCAAGAGAGUGAAAGAUAGAUAGAUAGAUAGGCAAAUAGAUAGAUAGAUACGAGAUGGGGGAGGUAAAGCAAAGGAAGGAGUAAGGUGUGUGAAGGAAGAUGGGAGGUGAAACAGCAAGGGAAGAGUGUGAGGGAGGUAAGUGAGUAAAGGAGGGAGGUAAAGCAUGGAGGGAAGGAAGGAGGUGAGGGAUGGAAGAAAGGAGGGAUGUAGGGGAGGGAGAGGAGGGGUAUAGGGUACGUUGAAUUGCUUAUAUAUAUAUGUUGUUGACAUUAUCAUUGUUCUUGCAGUAACUAUAAUUACUGAUACUGGCAUCAAGUGUUUUUGCUGUUAUUGUUGCCAUUUUCUCCAUCAUUAUUGUUUAAGGGUAUUUGAAUGCUUUUUCUAUGAGCUACCUCAUAUGUGAAACCUAAAAUGUAAAAGUGUAAUUUUGUAUUGAGUAUGUAACUUGUAUUCCUAGUCAAAAUAUUUUUAAAAGUCAAAAAACAUUUAUAUAUUUUAAGUUAUGGGUGAUGAUGAACAUUUGUAUAGUCAUUUUCUAAAUUUUAUAAUUGAUUUUACAUGUGAUACAAAUGUAAUUGGUAGCAAUUGUUUCGAAGUAAAGAUUAUUUACAGCAAUGAGUGAAAUAUUCUGUAAGAAAAAUUAAUUAAAUUAAACCUUUUCCCAGUGAAAUUUCCUGCCAAAUAACAGUGCAAUGUUUGGGUACUUUAUAACUUAGAUAAGGCUCCAUGUAACUCCCUCAGAAGACACACACACCCAGUGGGUACUGGGGAGCUGAUGCAGUUCUAAUUGCAGUUUAGAUGUCAAAGAUGGGUGUACUAGAUUGGACCUGUGAGAGAGGAGAGUUUUGCGGACUGGAUGAAUUCAACACAAAUGAUGAGACUUUACUUAUAUCAGCUUGGUAUAUAUAUAUAUUUAUAUGCACAAAUACAUGCAUGUACAUACAAAUAUACAUACAUAUGUAUA
Molecule: messenger RNA, 3798 nt
Organism: Penaeus vannamei (Pacific white shrimp)
Lineage: Eukaryota; Metazoa; Arthropoda; Malacostraca; Decapoda; Penaeidae
Source: RefSeq, a predicted model, not a curated record